CCUUCUUCCUGCCACGCCAAUAUGGCAGCCGGGACCUCGCGGAUGGAUGGUUGGUUGUUUGUUCGAACAUUAGGCCGACGUGUUCACCGCUAAAGUGGCCCAACGAGGAAAGCGUGACCCCCACCAGAAAAACACGACCCCCAGUGGGAAACGUUGAGGUGGUCUGUGCGUGAAUAUGAAUAAGCUAUACAUCGGCAACGUGAGCGCAGAGGCCAGCGAGGAGGACUUCGAAACUAUCUUUGACAAAUGGAAGAUCCCCCACUCUGGUCCUUUUCUAGUCAAGACCGGCUAUGCCUUCGUGGACUGUCCCGAUGAGAAGACCGCGAUGAAGGCAAUCGAUACUCUUUCAGGUAAAGUUGAACUCCAUGGAAAACUUCUGGAAGUCGAACAUUCUGUGCCAAAACGCCAGAGGAGCUGCAAGCUCCAGAUCAGGAACAUCCCGCCUGACAUGCAGUGGGAGGUCCUGGAUGGCAUGUUGGCCCAGUAUGGUGCCGUAGAGAGCUGUGAACAAGUCAACACUGAGACGGAGACUGCAGUGGUCAAUGUUCGCUACACAGCCAAGGACCAGGCCAGGCUAGCUAUGGAGAAGCUCAACGGCUCCAUGAUGGAAAACAGCGCGUUGAAAGUAUCUUACAUCCCAGACGAGACCGCCGCACCAGAGGGUCCUGCGCCAGGAGGUCGGAGAGGGUUCAAUGCCCGCGGGCCGCCACGGUCUGGCUCGCCGAGCCUGGGCGCCCGCCCCAAAGUGCAGUCAGACAUCCCUCUUCGCAUGCUGGUACCCACGCAGUUCGUCGGGGCCAUCAUCGGCAAGGAGGGCGCGACGAUACGCAACGUCACCAAACAGACCCACUCAAAGAUUGACAUCCAUCGGAAAGAGAACGCAGGUGCCGCCGAGAAGCCUAUAACCAUUCACUCCACGGCUGAAGGCUGUUCCAACGCCUGCAAAACCAUCAUGGAGAUCAUGCAGAAGGAAGCACUUGACACGAAGUUCACUGAGGAGAUCCCGCUGAAGGUUCUCGUACACAACACUUUUGUCGGAAGAUUAAUCGGGAAGGAAGGACGCAACCUGAAGAAAAUCGAGGUGGACACUGGGACCAAGAUCACAAUCUCACCUCUGCAGGACUUGACCCUUUACAACCCAGAGCGGACCAUCACGGUGAAAGGCACCAUUGAGGCGUGUGCGAGGGCAGAGGAGGAAGUGAUGAAGAAGAUCAGAGAGUCGUAUGAGAGCGACAUGGCUGCCAUGAACCUCCAGUCUAACCUGAUCCCAGGCUUGAACUUGAAUGCUCUGGGUCUGUUUCCCAGCGGCGCGCCUGGCAUGGGUCCAUCCAUGUCCCAUGUCCCCCCUCCUGGUCCCGGCGGCUCAGCGUUCGGCGGACACCCGGAGUCUGAGACGGUCCACCUGUUCAUCCCCGCGCUUGCCGUGGGAGCAAUCAUCGGAAAGCAGGGUCAACAUAUCAAGCAGCUGUCGCACUUUGCAGGAGCCUCCAUCAAGAUUGCCCCCGCGGAAGGAAUGGAUCCCAAACAGAGGAUGGUCAUCAUUGUCGGCCCCCCUGAGGCUCAGUUCAAGGCUCAGUGUCGCAUCUUUGGCAAGCUGAAGGAGGAGAAUUUCUUUGGACCCAAGGAGGAGGUGAAGCUGGAGGCCCACAUCAAGGUUCCCUCCUUUGCUGCCGGGAGGGUCAUCGGCAAGGGUGGCAAAACGGUGAACGAGUUACAGAACCUGACAUGCGCUGAAGUGGUUGUGCCCAGGGACCAGACUCCUGACGAGAACGAGCAGGUCAUCGUCAAGAUCAGUGGACACUUCUUUGCAUGCCAGCUGGCCCAGAGGAAGAUCCAGGAGAUCCUGGCUCAGGUGAGGAGACAGCAGCAGCCCAAGCCGGCACCCGGAGGAGCCCAGCCUCCGCUGCCCCGCAGGAAGUGACGCCCCACCGGUGCUCCUGGAGGAAGCGGUGACUGAAGCUGCCUGGCUGCCCCAAGACGGAGGGGGGAGACGCUCAUCUCGAAGGGGGGUCGGAGGUCGUUGGAAAUCGACGAGAACAUCCGGCCCCUCCUCGUCUCGCUCGAACUUUCACGUGUGGCUAAGAGACCGCCCCUCCCCCUCCCUCCCUCUCCCCCCUCGCUAAACCACGCCUCUCGAGCUCCACCCACCUCACCUGUCUGCAUCACUGUGGGAACGUUGGCAGGACCGCCAUCACGUCACCUGCCCUCACAGGUACGCACCCCUCCACCCCCCCCUCACGGGUGUGUAUCUAUCCUCCCUUUCCCUUCCAUCCUCUUUUUUAUUUGUCUUCUUUUUACUCUGCAACACUAAAGAAGAACUAAGGACCCUCCUCGCUUGACUCCACAUUUGGUUUUUCACUCUCGGAUUGGCCGACGAAGCUUUCUCAUGAGAGGCAACAAAAGAAAGAGGGAAAAAAAAGGCAUUGCUUUCACGCCAGAGGUUAACUUGGGUGGAGAGUUGGCUCGGCCAUGUUGUUUGAGGCCUGCAGGACCCCGGAGAGGGUGCGGCCAAUCCAAGUGGCAUUUUAUAUCAAUUCGGAUGCAUUUUAUAAAUAGACCUAUACAUAUGAGCUUAUAUAUAUAUCUAUAUAUAUCUAUAUAUAUAUAUAUAUUUAGAGGUGAGGGCAGCACUUUGGGAAAAGGUGCUGAACUGCUGCUGCCCGUCAAAAAGAAUUGAAUAUGCAUUUUACUUAACUACCUCAGGAUCUAGUACCUCAGAAGAAAAUGAUGAUAUAUAAAUAUAUAAGAAAAAAAAAUUUCCUUUCUUUUUGCUUUUCUUUUUUUUUUUUUUGUUGCUUUUGUGGUAUUUUGUAUACUUUAUAAAGCUGAUAGUCUUUGAACAUUUUUUAUUUUUUUAAGAAAAAUGGAAAAUUCUUCCUUGGUCGGCUGCCAACGGACCUUGCCUUGAACUCUGGUGCGGCGUUGUCGGUGCGAGCGCCUCCACAUGACCUGUACAUAGCGUGGAGGUGGCGCCUCAGCAUCCACAGCCAAUCGCCUCACUUUCCCCCCCCGGGGCCAAACAUCGUUUUUUUGUUGUUUUCGCAAGAAAAAGUGGAAAAGACGCCACCCGGCCGUAACACGGUUCCAGCGAUGCCAUUUGGGUUGGGGAUUGACCUUGUUGCUUUGUGAAACCUUUCAUUUGUGUCGGUCGCCUGACGCCGAUCACUGCAUGCCGAGGGUCGCUGAGGGGAGGGGGAGUCGCACUGAUGGAUGCCAUUUUUCUUUUUAAUUACGACAUUCUCUGUGACGCAAAGUGACUUUCGAGGGGGGAGGGGGGAGUCCCACCGCCCCGCCCCUUCCUCCCCGGGAAAAGUCACUUGUGUGUUCGUGCCGAAUGUAAAUAUGUUGAUGGUGGUAGAAGUCGUGUACCACAGUAGAACGCCGUCUACCUCAGCUAAAGGGGGCGGGGCUUGGGGGGGUACUGUUGUGCCACUAAGCAGGCCCCCCCUUCUCCUCGCUUCCCACUGAGCGCCAGUGCGCACCUAUACCUCAGCCCCUCCCCCCCAUCAGAACACUUUUUUUUUCCAACACGGGCGCCAUCCUAACAUCACCCCAACCCCCCUCCUCUGCAGUUUGUUUGGAUCUACCUCUUUAGACAAGUAUUUGAAGUAGAGGCAUUCUAUUUGUUAGAAUUAAACCCCUCCUCACCUUUUCCCAGAAAUGAAUGAAAUGAUAGAAAAGAAAAAAAUCAUGUACUCUUUAGAAUUGAAUCAAAAGUGAAAAAAAAAAAAAAUCAUUUUUCAAUAUUUAUGUACUCUUUUUGGCUUAAUUGAACUCAGACCAUCGCCAUUUAUUUCUGCUUUCUCUUUUUGGUGGUGUGGCUUCCAUGUAUUUGAACUUCUUGCUUGGGUUUGUUUGUGGGGGAAAAAAAGUCAAAUCCCCUGUUUUGAUUUAGCAUUCAAUAGUCAAGAAUACAGUUUUUUCCCCUUUUUUUUUUUUUUUUUAAAAAAGGGCCUGCCUUUUUUCUUUCUGAUUUGUAAGACUACAAAAUAGAUACAAGUCCUGUCUUGUUUUCCUCCUUUUUGUCUUUCACAAAUGCUACUCAAUUGCUGUAUUUUUAUGAUUUCUCUUGGUAGCUAUCUUCUGUUAGCUGUGUAACGCUGAACAUUCUCUGACGGGACACAUUUCAGGGAUUGGGUUGGUUUUCUUUUUUUGUUUUUUUUGGAAAAGUGAUCUAACUACUACGGCAUUAAAAUCCCUACUUGCCCGUCUGCAAACAUGCUUGUGCCCUUUCACCCCCUGUCUCGCACAGUUCCACUUGUCAAAUGCCUCUGAAUAAAGGACAGAAAAAUCAUUUUGAUGAA
Nerophis lumbriciformis (worm pipefish) is the source of this 4304-nucleotide messenger RNA. It is a transcript of the gene igf2bp3, whose product is annotated as insulin-like growth factor 2 mRNA binding protein 3. Gene Ontology annotation, molecular function: RNA binding. The record is from RefSeq and is a predicted model, not a curated record. NCBI's taxonomy places the organism in Eukaryota, Metazoa, Chordata, Actinopteri, Syngnathiformes, Syngnathidae.